AUGGAGGGUGCGCGGAGGGAUGGAAUGUUUGCUGGGGGAUGGAGGGUGCGCGGAGGGAUGGAAUGUUUGCUGGGGGAUGGAGGGUGCGCGGAGGGCUACGCGCAGGGGCGGCUCCACCGCCCGCCUCCCCCCCCGCGCUCGCCGCAGCGCAGGGGGCGGCCCCGCGGGUGGGGCCGGGCCGCGGGGCGGAGCGGAGGGUCCCCGAAAUCCGUGCGGAGCCCCUGGGAAGCGAUGCUUGAGCCGCAGUCUCGGAGCCCGCGGACCGGAGCCCCCGGCGCUGCAGCCGCCGCCGCUCCCACGGCAGCCCCGGUCCCCCACGUCCUCAACUGCGGGGGUCCUCCCGGUGCAACACUUUCUUCUCCCGGCUUUGAAGCUUCCCGGGAGCCCACAGCCCCAGAGCUGUUCCCGAGGUGGGGAGUGUCAUUAUCUCCUUGUGUUCACCACCGAGCUGGCAGCUGCCCUGGCCGCACCCUCAUGCCAGGCCUAGGGUGCGAUGCCUCUCCUGGUCCGUGCCAUCGGGCCGGCCCGUGUGCCUUGCAGGCUGUGCUGUGCAGAUGUGCUGCCACGUCAUGAGUUCCCUGUCCUGCAGCUGCACAUCGCAGAGCCCUG
Molecule: messenger RNA, 609 nt
Organism: Vidua macroura (Pin-tailed whydah)
Lineage: Eukaryota; Metazoa; Chordata; Aves; Passeriformes; Viduidae
Product: caskin-1-like
Exons: 2
Coding region: 1-573 (190 amino acids)
Source: RefSeq, a predicted model, not a curated record